Molecule: messenger RNA, 564 nt
Organism: Penicillium verrucosum
Lineage: Eukaryota; Fungi; Ascomycota; Eurotiomycetes; Eurotiales; Aspergillaceae
Product: RNA recognition motif domain-containing protein
Exons: 6
Coding region: 1-564 (187 amino acids)
Molecular function (GO): RNA binding
Source: RefSeq, a predicted model, not a curated record
AUGUCUAAGCUCUUUGUUCACGGCCUUUCUUGGCAUACUAGCGAUGACACCUUGCGCGAUGGUUUCAAGCAAUUUGGCCAGAUCCAAGAAGCCAUUGUCGUGAAGGACCGUGCGACUUUGCGUAGUCGCGGCUUCGGCUUUGUCCGAUUUGCUACUGACGCCGAGGCGGAUGUUGCUUUGGAGGCCAUGAACAACCAAGAAUUCGACGGACGAGUCAUUCGCGUUGACAAGGCGUUCGACCGCCCCCAACGCCCUGAAGGUGGCUUCCAGGGCCGUGGUGGAUACAAUUCCCAGCCCCAGUCCAGUUACCCAAGUGCAGGUGCAGGUGCAGGUGGUGCAGGUGGCUACGGUGGCUACCACAAUGCCGGGUACAACAACGGCGCCGCUGGUGGAUACGGCGGGGGCUACAACCGUGGUGGUUACAACUAUGCCCCUACCGGUCCCGCUGGUUACGGCGCGGGAGGUCCCGGCGGUUAUGGUGGUGGCCCAAAUACCGGAUAUGGCGGUGGCGGAGGCUGGCGCGGGAACAGCCACGAGCACGCUCCUCAAGACGGUCACCAUUAG